UGGAAUCCUCUCCCCCGUAACCAAACGGGAGUCCUUCCGAAACAGCCGACCACCCUCACAGACGCCAGCCACAGUUCCCACCCAACCCGAAUCGAUUCGAAUCACCGCGGACCAAACCCUAGCUCUCUACCACCCCACCCCAGCCAUGGCGCCGCCGGCGGCGGCGGGGCCCGGCGACGACGGUCUCCGAAAGCUGGAGUACCUCUCCCUCGUCUCGAAGGUAUGCUCCGAGCUCGAGACCCACAUCGGCGUCGGCGACAAGGUCCUGGCCGAGUUCAUCACGGAACUCGGCCGCGACUCCGCCACCGUCACCGAGUUCGACGCCCGGCUCAAGGAGAAGGGCGCCGACUUCCCCGACUACUUCGUCCGCACGCUCCUCACCAUCAUCCAAGCCAUUCUCCCGCCUUCCUCCUCCAACCCUAGCUCCGCCGCCGUCGCCGCGGGCCCCGCCGGCGCAGAGGCGUCCAAGUUCCCCGGGCUCGCCCGCCCCGACGACCCCGACCACGCUCGCAACCUCCGCCUCGAGCUCGAGCGGGACGCCGAUGCGGCCGCCCCUGCCCCCACCAGGGACGACCGUGACCGCCGCCGCGAUGGGAGAGGCCGUGACCGGGACUACGACCGCGGCGGCCGUGGCCGGGACUAUGACCGCGGCGGCCGUGACCAUGACCGUGACCGCGGUGGCCGGGACCACCGUGACCAGGACCGUGAUCGCAGCGGCAGGGACAGGGAUCGAGGCCGUGACCAUGAGUAUGCCCGUGACAGGGACCGGGACCGUGGCCGAGACCGUGAUGGGGAUCGGUAUCGGGACCGAGACAGCGGAAGGGACAGAGACAUGGAGAGGGAUAGAGAGAGAGAUCGUGGGAGGAGCAGGAGGUAUGAAGAAGAGGAGGAAGAGGACAGAGGUGUUGGGGGAAGGGGGAGGGAGGUUGCUGCUUCGAAUCCCAGUGGCGAGCCAGAGCUCUACCAGGUUUACCGAGGGAGGGUGACCCGGGUAAUGGACACCGGGUGCUUUGUCAGGCUUGAGGAUGUGCGCAGUGGCCGCGAGGGACUUGUGCAUGUCUCACAGAUGGCGAGCAGGCGGGUGGCAAAUGCGAAGGAGUUAGUGAAGCGUGACCAGGAGGUGUAUGUCAAGGUAGUAUCAGUGAAGGGGCAGAAGUUGAGUUUGUCGAUGCGGGAUGUGGAUCAGGAUACAGGGAAGGACCUCCUGCCAAUGCAGCGUGGUGCUGAUGAUGCGCCAAGGGCGAACCCAUCUGGUGGCGUUGGUGGUGCCAUGGGUUCUGGCAAGAGGUUGGGUCUGUCGGGCAUUGUGAUCACGGAGGAGGAUGAGGCCGCGCCAACAUCACGGCGGCCGCUCAAGCGUAUGAGCUCUCCGGAGAGAUGGGAGGCAAAGCAGCUGAUUGCUUCUGGUGUUCUGGAUGUGAGGGAUUACCCAAUGUUUGAUGAGGAUGGGGAUGGCAUGAUGUACCAGGAGGAAGGUGCAGAGGAAGAGCUUGAGAUCGAGCUUAAUGAGGAUGAACCAGCAUUCUUGCAGGGACAGAGCAGAUUUUCAAUUGAUAUGUCGCCUGUAAAGAUAUUCAAGAAUCCUGAGGGUUCACUGAGCCGAGCAGCGGCCCUGCAGACUGCCCUCAUAAAGGAGCGUCGUGAGGUCCGAGAGCAGGAGCAGAGAGCCAUGUUGGAUUCGAUCCCCAAGGAUCUGAAUCGACCAUGGGAGGACCCUAUGCCUGAUACAGGUGAGCGGCACCUUGCACAGGAGCUGAGAGGUGUUGGCCUUUCAGCUUAUGACAUGCCAGAGUGGAAAAAGGAGGCAUAUGGAAAGGCUUUAACUUUUGGGCAAAGGUCAAAGCUUUCAUUACAAGAGCAGAGGCAGUCUCUUCCUAUCUACAAGUUGAAGAAGGAGCUUAUUCAAGCUGUACAUGACAAUCAAGUUCUGGUUGUUAUUGGAGAGACAGGUUCUGGGAAGACAACUCAGGUGACACAAUAUUUGGCUGAGGCAGGUUAUACCACCAGGGGUAAAAUUGGGUGCACUCAGCCUCGGAGGGUUGCUGCAAUGUCUGUUGCAAAGAGAGUGGCAGAGGAAUUUGGGUGCCGGUUGGGAGAGGAAGUUGGCUAUGCCAUCCGUUUUGAGGACUGUACUGGGCCAGACACAGUGAUAAAAUACAUGACUGAUGGUAUGCUUCUGCGUGAGAUUCUUGUUGAUGAGAACCUUUCCCAAUAUUCUGUUAUCAUGCUCGAUGAAGCCCAUGAGAGGACAAUCCACACAGAUGUGCUCUUUGGUUUGCUGAAACAACUUAUUAAGCGCAGAUCUGACAUGAGGCUUAUUGUUACCUCAGCCACCCUUGAUGCUGAGAAGUUCUCAGGAUAUUUCUUUAAUUGUAACAUCUUCACAAUUCCUGGAAGAACAUUCCCAGUGGAGAUACUCUACACAAAACAACCUGAGAGCGAUUACUUGGAUGCAGCAUUGAUUACUGUUCUGCAGAUUCAUUUGACAGAGCCAGAAGGAGACAUCCUUCUUUUCUUGACAGGACAAGAGGAGAUUGACCAUGCCUGCCUAUGUCUGUAUGAGAGGAUGAAGGGGUUAGGCAAGGAUGUUCCAGAGCUCAUAAUUUUGCCUGUGUAUAGUGCCCUUCCUAGUGAGAUGCAAUCAAAGAUCUUUGACCCAGCUCCACCUGGCAAGAGGAAAGUUGUUGUGGCCACCAAUAUUGCUGAGGCUUCUUUGACAAUCGAUGGCAUAUACUAUGUUGUGGAUCCUGGUUUUGCCAAGAUCAAUGUGUACAAUUCGAAACAGGGGCUUGACUCAUUGGUUAUCACUCCAAUCUCGCAAGCAUCUGCGAAACAGAGAGCUGGGCGCGCUGGGCGUACUGGACCUGGCAAGUGUUAUCGUCUAUACACUGAAAGUGCCUACCGUAAUGAAAUGCCCCCCACGACCAUUCCAGAAAUUCAGAGGAUCAACUUGGGGUCUACAGUACUUAAUAUGAAGGCAAUGGGUAUAAAUGACCUAUUAUCCUUUGAUUUUAUGGACCCCCCAGCACCUCAAGCACUGAUUUCUGCCAUGGAACAGUUGUAUAGCCUUGGUGCUCUUGAUGAAGAGGGCCUUCUAACCAAACUGGGGAGGAAAAUGGCAGAAUUCCCAUUGGACCCACCACUUUCGAAGAUGCUACUAGCCAGUGUUGACCUUGGGUGCAGUGAUGAGAUACUGACUAUCAUAGCAAUGAUUCAAACAGGGAACAUAUUCUACAGGCCACGAGAAAAACAGGCUCAAGCUGAUCAAAAAAGGGCUAAAUUUUUCCAGCCAGAGGGGGAUCAUCUUACUCUUCUUGCUGUAUACGAGGCUUGGAAGGCAAAAAACUUUUCUGGUCCCUGGUGUUUUGAGAACUUUGUUCAAUCAAGAUCAUUGAGGAGAGCACAGGAUGUGAGGAAGCAACUUCUCACUAUCAUGGACAGAUAUAAACUUGAUGUUGUCUCUGCUGGGAAAAACUUCACAAAGAUAAGGAAAGCGAUUACCGCUGGCUUCUUUUUCCAUGCUGCAAGGAAGGAUCCCCAGGAGGGAUACAGAACCUUGGUUGAAAACCAGCCAGUGUACAUCCACCCCAGCAGCGCUUUGUUCCAGAGGCAGCCAGACUGGGUCAUCUAUCACGAGCUCGUGAUGACGACCAAGGAGUACAUGAGGGAGGUGACUGUGAUUGAUCCUAAAUGGCUGGUUGAGCUUGCGCCAAGGUUUUACAAGGGUGCAGACCCCACCAAGAUGAGCAAAAGGAAAAGGCAGGAGAGAAUUGAACCCCUGUACGAUAGAUACCACGAGCCCAACUCUUGGCGCCUUAGCAAGCGCAGAGCUUGAUUGUAACUGUAACGGUGUACUGUAUGUUCUUUAUCGCUGGUGGAUCAGAUUCAAGCUGACAAUUUUGUUAGAACUGUAAAUAUUUUUUUCCCGUGCGUCUUUGUAGGGCAAAUGAAUUGGCAGUAAUGUAGCAGAAGUUAGUGGUGCUAUCGUACUAACGGUCUACUGAUGAAGUGGUUCAGUUUUGUUCUCUUGUCUACAUAAAAUGGACAAGCAA
Messenger RNA from Panicum virgatum (switchgrass), 4052 nucleotides. Its product is annotated as probable pre-mRNA-splicing factor ATP-dependent RNA helicase DEAH5. Gene Ontology annotation, biological process: mRNA splicing, via spliceosome; spliceosomal complex disassembly. Bases 146 to 3835 code for a protein of 1229 amino acids. Gene Ontology annotation, cellular component: intracellular anatomical structure; catalytic step 2 spliceosome. Lineage: Eukaryota; Viridiplantae; Streptophyta; Magnoliopsida; Poales; Poaceae. The record is from RefSeq and is a predicted model, not a curated record. Gene Ontology annotation, molecular function: RNA binding; ATP binding; RNA helicase activity. The transcript is spliced from 2 exons.